AUGGCGACAGCCUCAAACGUGGUGCAGCGCGCCAAGCGUCUACAAUAUGCCAUUGAGGCUUCAUUGGCUGUUGUUCAGCUCCACGACAACUUUUCGGACGAAGAGUCCGAGGAGGGAGACCCCGACCACGACACCGACGAGGAAGCUGCAAGCUCCGUGCUUUACACCCGCCGCUCCGUCGACCCCACUACAAGCAACGCCGCGAGCUGGUCUAGAGCCCUCAGAGCUAGCGGAACUUUCUGCUUCGCUUGGAAAAGUUCAGCAGCUUCGGCCGCCGUGUCACUCAGUCAAACCGCCCGCCCACGCAUCAAGCUAGACCGUAUCAUCGACACGGUGAACAACGGCAUUCUAGCCAGCCAUAAUGCCUCGGACCCCUCGCAGUCGAUGCUGGCCAUGAUGAUGGCGAUGGAAGAGCGCCAACAAGCGAGAGAUGCGCAGUAUCGUCAUGAGCGUGAGCUCUACCAGCGACAGAGAGAUGAGCAUGAAGCUGUCAACCAGCAAAUGAUGAUGAUGCUGUUGGUACGCCUCGUUGAAAGUGGCGGUGGAGCUGCGUCAAGCGGGGAGCAGCAUGGAAACGGCACAGACGCUGGCCUAGAGAACAAGCUAGAAUAG
This is a messenger RNA of Phytophthora sojae, 612 nucleotides long. RefSeq lists its product as hypothetical. The coding region runs from base 1 to 612 and encodes 203 amino acids. The record is from RefSeq and is a predicted model, not a curated record. NCBI's taxonomy places the organism in Eukaryota, Oomycota, Peronosporomycetes, Peronosporales, Peronosporaceae. The transcript has 3 exons.